AUGGCUCAUAGCUUUACCCCAGCGCCUAUAGUGUACGUUUCAAGAAAAGAAACAUUCAGCGCCAGUCAUAGGCUUUUCAAUCCACAACUCAGUCAAGAGGAAAACGAAUUUCUGUUCGGAAAAUGCACCAAUCCUAACGGACAUGGGCAUAACUACAGAGUAAAAAUCACGCUGCGCGGAAAACAGGAUCAUAAAACCUCUAUGGUUAUGCAUCUGGGUAAACUGACCAAGCAUCUCAAGUCAGUCAUUGAUCCACUGGAUCACAAAAAUUUGGAUCUAGAUAUUCCUCACUUCAAGAACGUAAUCAGUACAACGGAGAAUGUUUCAAUAUACAUUUGGAAGGAGAUGCAGAAGCUUUUGCCGUCCGGUGUCUUGUACGAAGUGAAGGUCUCUUCCACAGACAAGAACAAUUUCACUUACCGAGGAGAAAGCCACGGCGACCAUCAAGGUUAA
Messenger RNA from Porites evermanni, 453 nucleotides. The record is from the annotation of a GenBank genome assembly. NCBI's taxonomy places the organism in Eukaryota, Metazoa, Cnidaria, Anthozoa, Scleractinia, Poritidae.